This is a messenger RNA of Cyprinodon tularosa, 879 nucleotides long. Its product is annotated as proepiregulin-like. NCBI's taxonomy places the organism in Eukaryota, Metazoa, Chordata, Actinopteri, Cyprinodontiformes, Cyprinodontidae. Bases 118 to 573 code for a protein of 151 amino acids. Gene Ontology annotation, biological process: epidermal growth factor receptor signaling pathway; positive regulation of cell population proliferation; positive regulation of mitotic nuclear division. The record is from RefSeq and is a predicted model, not a curated record. The transcript is spliced from 5 exons.
GUUUCAUUCAUUGUCUGCCUGAGGAGCCUGAGCUCACAGCUUCUUUUCUUCCUGACAGACACUUGGACAAGUUGGAAGCACUUCUCUAUUAUAACCCAGACAAGCAGCGGCUCUGAAAUGAGGACCUGUAGACCCACGGCACUCCUCUCCUUCAUCGGUGUUGUGCUGAUCUGGCCACAUGUGCUUACCAAGAGUGUUUCUCACAGUCUACAAACCCCAAAGAGUCCCUCUCUAACUGCAGGUCAGGAAGAGGAGCACCCUUUUAUGACCAAGCACUCAAUUGCAAACUGUGAAAGCAAGUUUGACAACUACUGCAUGAACAACGGCAAGUGCAUUCUGCUGGUGGAACUCAAAGAACACCACUGCAAGUGUGAGAGGGGCUUUUAUGGCAACAGGUGUGGCACUCCGGAAUUUGUUUUGCAGCCAUUGGAUGAAGCGCAAGUGGUGGUCAUCUUGUUCUGUGUGACUUUAAUGAUGAUUGGGCUUGGCGGGACCCUGUACAUCUUCUACAAGUGGUACAAGAGGAGCAAAUUUCAGAAGCAGCCAAAGCGGAAGGGAGUCCAGAUGGUUUAAAGUGUGCAAACAAACCACUGCAGUGGCUUUUCCUGGGCUUUAUUUUGUUAUGUUUUCUUGAUGGAAAAGUUGACCGUAAAAAGAUGUUCCCAGACAAGUCUACACUUAAAAGCCUCGCCGUUAACAGACGCAUCAUCCCAUCGAGAUUAUAAUAUUCAAAAGAGAGCAGCUCUUUGUGUGGGGGCAAUAGUUUUCCAGCUGUACUGGUUCUUAGGUUUCGGCACCUGUUACACUCAGUUUGAAAAGAUGAAUAGUGAGACAAACAAAGCAGUUUCCAGUGGAAGACACCACCUACACAAGUCCAGA